Colias croceus (clouded yellow) is the source of this 2059-nucleotide messenger RNA. RefSeq names its product myc box-dependent-interacting protein 1 (gene Amph). Gene Ontology annotation, cellular component: cytoplasm; plasma membrane. Lineage: Eukaryota; Metazoa; Arthropoda; Insecta; Lepidoptera; Pieridae. The record is from RefSeq and is a predicted model, not a curated record. Bases 165 to 1298 code for a protein of 377 amino acids. Gene Ontology annotation, molecular function: phospholipid binding; protein binding. The transcript is spliced from 9 exons.
UCAGCUCUCCGCCGUCAGAGUGGAAACUCGCGUCAAGUCAGUGUUGAGUGUUCACAAUUUUACAGCCUCUGGAUUUUGACGUGUGACAGGACACUGCAACCAAAACAGUUGCAGUUUGAUAGUGCAUAAAAAUAAAGACGAUUGGUAAUGAAACAGUGAUAAAAAUGGCAGAAAGUAAAGGUGCGUUAAUAGCGAAAACAGUGCAAAAACACGCCGGACGGGCAAAGGAAAAGUUAUUGCAAAAUUUGGGCAAAGUAGACCGGACACUCGAUGACAUAUUUGAGGAGCAUCUCCAGAACUUCAACCGGCAGCACCAGCAGGCCGUGCGGCUUCAGAAGGAAUUCAAUAAUUAUAUAAGAUGCAUACGAGCGGUGCAAACAGCGUCCAAAUCGCUAAUGGAGGCGAUCACAGAGGUUUACGAGAGUGGGUGGUCCGGCCACGACCUGCUGUACGUGCAGGCGCAGAACAUGGAGAUGCUCUGGCAGGACUUCUCGCACAAGCUCGGCGACCAGGUGCUGAUACCGCUCAACACGUACACCAACCAGUUUCCUGAAGUCAGGAAAAAGAUAGAAAAACGAGGUCGCAAGUUAGUGGACUAUGACAGUCAGAGGCAUAGUUUCCAGAACUUGCAGUCCAACGCGGCCAAGAGAAGGGAUGACGUCAAGGUGACAAAAGGCAAGGAACACCUGGAGGAAGCGAAGCGCACAUACGAAAUCCUGAACUCGGAACUACACGAUGAACUGCCCGCACUCUACGACUCUCGCGUACUAUUCUUCGUCAACAAUCUGCAGACUCUGUUCUCCGCUGAGCAACUGUUCCACUCGGAAAGUUCUAAGGUGUUCUCCGAACUGGAAGCGAUCACGGACAAACUAGCGAUGGACUCUCAGCGCGGCGGCUACAAGAAGACCAACAACGUCGUAAAGAGCAACACGCUCAACUCGCACAAUGGGAACGCGGUGCAGAGGUCGACAGCGGACACGGUAAAUAACGUGGAAGAUAAAGCACAGGAUGAGGACAAGGAUAAAGAGAAAGUCAACAACGUGAAGACCGAUGAUGUGUAUGAUAUACCAGUUGGGGCGACGCUGGCGGGGCUGCCGGCGGGCGCGCUGUACCGCGUGCGCGCGACGUACCGCUACACGCGCGAGGACAGCGACGAGCUGUCGUUCGACGUGGGCGACGUCAUCCGCGUCGUGCAGUACGACGAUCCCGAUGAACAGGAGGAGGGCUGGCUAAUGGGUAUCAAGGAAUCAACAAACGAGAAAGGAAUGUUCCCGGCGAACUUCACGCGGCCGAUUUGAACGCUAACAACGACACGCAACCACCUUCACUUGAUACAAGGAUCUAUGUAACGCAGCGGAAUGUUAAACGAUAUUGGUAUGUUUUACAAUGGAAUAAGGCUCAUUUUUGCGUGUAUGGAUUUAAGUAUUAACCGGCCAUUUGCAUUCACGUCUGUAUUAUGAAAACAAAUAUGCAGCGUGUUCCAAAACAGUAUUCAUGGGCUGCGGAAUGACAUGCAAAAAUGAACUUUAAGCUAAACAGUGAAAUAUCAAACUCUUGUUGUAUUGAAAUAUUUAUUGAAAAAUGUACUUUAUAUUGUGAGACAUAAGUUUCUUUAUUGUAAAUUUACGAUAAAAUCGAUAUCUCGAAAUAUGUUCGAAUUUUAAACAUUUUAUCACAACCGAAAAUGACUCUUAUGCUUGUAAAUAAACAUUUUAAAAUCCUCUGAAGUAUUUGUAACAUUCGAAGUGCUGCGUCACAAGGUCCCUUGUCGAACUCAAGUUUAGUCGUUUUUCAACAAAGCCCCUAUUUUUGUUAACUCCCAAAUUUAGUGUUUAGCUGUUGAGAUUUAUUAGAUAUAUAUUAUUUAUUAUCGGUGUUGUACUACAACGAAUUAUUUAUUAUAACGAGUGUAUAUACGGGCAUCUUUUGAAUAUCAUUACGGUGUAAUCGAUUUUGUAUGCCAUAAAAUAUAUUUCCUUUGUAACACGUGUUAAAUAAUAUCGAACAAUUUUAUUUUAUAGAAUGUUUCAACUAUCAACAUAUCGUCAUUUUUUGGAUU